GCAGCGUGAGGUUACAGAAGGCGCUUCAGAAGUCCGCCGCCUGGUGAGUUCUCAGACGACUUUUCGUGUCCUUCUUUUGGGAAACGCUUCACACCGUUUUCUAUCAAACACACGUCCGCGAGACCCUGCAGCUCCCCCGCCGUGACCUUUGACCCCCAAACGAUCAGUCUCUUUAAAGUCUCCCCAGCUGUGUGCGCAGUGCGGACACGAUGUUGAGAAGAGCCUCUUCGCAGAUCUUCAGGCAGGUGGUGAGAUACGGCAGCACGGACGCCAGCCUCAUCCUGGAGAGAUCGAUCAACCGCGUGCAGCUGUUGGGCCGAGUGGGUCAGGACCCCGUGAUGAGACAGGUGGAGGGUCGUAACCCGGUCACCAUCUUCUCGCUGGCGACCAAUGAAAUGUGGCGCUCUGGAGACGGAGAGACGAGCCCAACGGGGGACAUCAGUCAGAAGACCACGUGGCACCGCGUGUCUGUGUUCAAGCCCGGUUUGAGAGACGUGGCCUACCAGUACGUCAAGAAAGGCUCCCGGAUCCUGGUGGAGGGGAAACUGGACUACGGCGAGUACGUGGACAAGAACCAAGUCAGACGCCAGGCCACCACCAUCAUCGCAGACAACAUCGUCUUCCUGAGCGACAACGUCCGAGACCGGACAUGAAGCGCUCGCCGCCGCCGCCGCUCGGCAGGACGCCUUCUUCUUCUGGUCUCCAGUUUCAUACGGAAAGAAGAAUUGAGGGGACCCAUUUAACUACCCCACCCUUAACUAGAGGAACUGACGUACCCAAAGAGACGGGGGGGGGGCCGAAUAUGAUGAAACACCGGUUAUGUUUGGUGCCUCCUGCAGCACUCGAAGCAUCAAGAGAAGCAGAAAGCUUGUUGUAGUUUGAAUACACAUUCUGAUUGAUGGUUUUCAUUGUGAUUCUUGUACAUAAUCCUCAAAGAUGCAGAUUAGUCAAAGCAAACGUUUCACUUUGUUUAAAGCUAAACUUUCUUUUGCUUGUUUUUUUUUUUGUCCUCCUGUUGACAUCCCUGAAUUGUGCACACGUGUAACCGCACGUUGAUGUUGACCGUUAUCUACCAGUUUUCUGCUUUGUCAGUUGUCCUUUUAUCUGUUCAUCAUUUCCUUCUUUCGGCUCACUGCUGCUGCUUCAUUUCUCUGUAAUUGUUUGUAUAAUAGACUUUUUUACAGACUUAUUUUGUGUUCACAUUAUUCGUUCCUCUUGAAUCGCAGCAUGUUGGACUCAACUUGCGGGGUGCUGAUAGCUAGAAAGAACUCUGUGGAGGAAAAGAAUUUACAAGUAACCUUUAAAAACAAAUGACUACAAACAAGUAUUGCCCAGAAAAUGAGAAAUAUUUGCAUUUAAACAUAAAGGUGUGCUUGAUUAAACGUGAUGUCUUAAAAUGUUAUGUUUUUGCCAGUGGGCGUUGAUUGGCUGUUUCUCUGGCAGCGGGGGCGGGCUUAAGCCAAAGGUAUUCUUGGCUUAACUUGAUUCGUCGCAUU
Messenger RNA from Pungitius pungitius (ninespine stickleback), 1496 nucleotides. RefSeq names its product single-stranded DNA binding protein 1 (gene ssbp1). Gene Ontology annotation, biological process: mitochondrial DNA replication; positive regulation of helicase activity. Gene Ontology annotation, cellular component: mitochondrial nucleoid. Gene Ontology annotation, molecular function: single-stranded DNA binding. The transcript has 7 exons. The record is from RefSeq and is a predicted model, not a curated record. NCBI's taxonomy places the organism in Eukaryota, Metazoa, Chordata, Actinopteri, Perciformes, Gasterosteidae. Bases 210 to 653 code for a protein of 147 amino acids.